AUGGCCUCUGUUCAGCCCACUCCAAACCCUCAACAGCUCUGUUCGUACUGCCACCGUAAACCGAAGUUCAACAACUUUGAAUAUUGCGGAAAGACUUGUGCCAAAGAAGCAAAGCAGGCCGCCAAUUCCAAUUUAUGCAACUACUGUCAUCAAAAGCCGAAGUUCGCCAAUCACGAGUUUUGCGGAAAGAAAUGUGCAACUUCCGCCGCUGUCGCCUCCACGCAGACGACUCCCAAGGCUUGCAAUACAACCGGGUCAGGUACUGGGUCUUCGACGAAGGGAAAUCCAACUCCGCCUAUUAAGACAGCACCUAUUAGCCUGCCCGUGACAUUGCAGAGCGGUCAAGUUAUCGAUGUGGCAGAUCUUGCGCGUACUAUAAUCCAGCAGAUCCCCCAGCUUCAAGCGUUAGUUUCCGGAGGGAAUGGCCAGCCCGUCAACGUUAACCAGAUUGCAUCUCAACUCGCAAGUAUGCUGGCCCCUGGACCACAGACAGGUCCUACCGCCCCGGGCCAGACGAACGGUACUUCGCCGUCGUCGUCUUUUGUUACAGCUAUGUCUCAACUACCACCCAGUCCCAUCGUCUUCCCACAUGCUGUCGACUAUACUUUCCCAGGUCGUGGCCAAGAUGAAGACCCAGAACUCUCAUUGAAUAGUCCUACCGUGACCGUCGUCGGCACGCCCAUGUUCUCCCAAGAGUCGCUUUGCAUCAUGUGCGGGAUGGAGCCUCAAACUUAUUAUUACUACUUUUGUGGUGAUGAAUGCAGGGAUAGCGCUUUGCAUAAAUACGGCGAAUGA
This is a messenger RNA of Guyanagaster necrorhizus, 795 nucleotides long. RefSeq lists its product as uncharacterized. The transcript has 5 exons. NCBI's taxonomy places the organism in Eukaryota, Fungi, Basidiomycota, Agaricomycetes, Agaricales, Physalacriaceae. Bases 1 to 795 code for a protein of 264 amino acids. The record is from RefSeq and is a predicted model, not a curated record.